Molecule: messenger RNA, 796 nt
Organism: Camelina sativa (false flax)
Lineage: Eukaryota; Viridiplantae; Streptophyta; Magnoliopsida; Brassicales; Brassicaceae
Product: putative flavonol synthase 5
Source: RefSeq, a predicted model, not a curated record
UCACACCUACCACUAUAAGGAAAACCAACUUGGGCACUAGAGUGAAGCAAUGGAGGACGAGAGAAACUACAACACAUCUCCUUCGUCUUUCCCAUAUUUGAGCAAGCAGUUGGCGAGCUCAACUCUCGGAGGAAGCGCCGACGUUCCCGUGGUUGAUCUAAACAUUUCUGAUGAAGAGCUUUUGGUGCGUGAGGUGACGGAAGCGAGCCAAGAAUGGGGAGUUUUUCAGGUGGUCAACCACGGAAUUCCAACAGAGCUGAUGCAGCAGCUGCAAGUGGUUGGUAAGCAGUUUUUCGACCUUCCCGAGGCAGAAAAGAAAGCCGUGGCGAAAGAGGAAGACUUCGAAGGAUACAAGAGGAACUAUCUAGAAGGCAUUGACGCUUGGGACGAACAUCUGUUUCACAGACUCUCCCCACCCUCAAUCAUCAACUAUAAAUAUUGGCUGAAGAAUCCUCCCCAAUACAGGGAGGUGAAUGAGGAGUACACAAGGCAUAUGAAGAAGCUAGCUGAAAAAAUUCUUGGUUGGUUAUCAGAGGGACUAGGGUUACCAGCCGUGGCGUUGACGCAAAGUUUAGGUGGCGAAACGGCAGAGUAUUUGAUUAGGAUCAAUUACUAUCCGCCGUCUCCAAAAUCGGAAUUAGCCUUAGGAGGCCCGGCGCACACUGAUAUAGGGGCACUCGCACUCCUCGUCCCUAAUGAGGUUCCUGGACUUCAAGUAUUCAAGGACGAACAAUGGUUGUACGUUGAGUAUAUUAACUCAGCUGUGGUUGUUUUCAUCGGCGAUCAGCUGAGUUAA